AUGCUCCUGUUGUUUGAUGAGCUUGACUCUUUGCCUUCAACAUCAAUGCGGAAUUACGCCUACAAACUUGAGGUGAACACAGGAGUACACUCCGACGACUCAAAUGUGGAUGCCUGGCACUCAAGCGUCAUCACAUACGCAGGCACCUCGCGCAACCUCGAGGACAUGGGCGGGAGCCACCUACUUCGGGAAGAAGAGGAGUGGGUCUCAGAAAUCCCAGCCAUCUACGGUGCAGGUCAGAAGAGGUAUACCCCUGUUUCCGAGUCUGGCAUCGAAGUAAUGUGUGUGUGA
Messenger RNA from Ascochyta rabiei, 291 nucleotides. RefSeq lists its product as uncharacterized. NCBI's taxonomy places the organism in Eukaryota, Fungi, Ascomycota, Dothideomycetes, Pleosporales, Didymellaceae. The coding region runs from base 1 to 291 and encodes 96 amino acids. The transcript has 2 exons. The record is from RefSeq and is a predicted model, not a curated record.